GUUUCUCUCUCUUUCUCUUGACUGUUUGGAAAGUUUAUUGAGAGCUCGUCGAGUUUUCUUCUUCUCGAAGAGUCGCCGCCUCUGCGUCCCUCCGAUCAGACCAAGUAGGAAUCUUCCUGUAGCUGCUGCUGCUGCGCUGUGCUUUCAGUUCCUCGAGCUCACAGCUUGGAUCGAUGCGGUUGUAGCAUUGAUUGAGCUUCUCGGUUGUUCGUGCUUCGGCGGCGGUUGACAUCAAGAUCUGGUUCUUUGAAUGUGCCGUCAGCUGACUUUGAUAGGAUAGGAAAAACAGAAAGGACAUAGAGUGAAAUGCUGGGCAAGAUGGUGGGCAGAAAUGAUAAUUUCCCUGGUGGGUAUUACCGGAACACAUUGAAUGCCGCCGGAGAAUCAGAAGGAUCUGGUAGUUCUGGGCGAAUUGAUGCAGAGUUUACGGCUUCCGAGGAUUCGAGUGGUCCUGCGAGGAAGUGCAUAAGUUUAAAUUCUGACAAAGGAGCCAUCUUCUUCGUCCCCUCUGAAGUCCUUCCCAUGGCCAAUAUGACAAAUUUAGAAAGAAAAUCCUUGAUACAUAGGUUAAAAAUGGAGCUUGAACGGAUACGGAUCCUUCAGAAGAAACUUGAGUUACAGAGAAGCAGUGCUGUUGCAGUGUCAUCAUCUAGUGACAUUCUUAGCUGUAGUAAUGGGCGGCCGCAACCCGAUGCUAUGAGGAAGUCAUCUGCUUCGGCCUCUGGUAAGGAGAAGAAGGUUAAAUCUCUCGGGGGAAAGGGACAACCAUGGAAUCGGUGUGCUUUGGCGAAGGUUGAGCCUGUCAAGGAGGCACCUACACCUAGGGCUGCUGAUGCUCUUUUGAUGAAUCAAUGUGAGGCCCUUUUGAAACGGUUAAUGUCCCACCAGCACGGGUGGGUAUUCAACAAACCUGUUGAUGUAAAGGCUUUAAAUAUUCCUGAUUAUUUCACUGUAAUUAAGCACCCUAUGGACUUGGGGACGAUAAAGGGUAAGAUCAGCUCAGGUUCGUACUCAAGCCCACUUGAAUUUGUUGCUGAUGUGAGGCUUACCUUCACCAAUGCGAUGACCUAUAAUCCACCUGGUAAUGAUGUCCACAUCAUGGCAGAUACUCUCAGAAAAUUUUUUGAAGUGAGAUGGAAAACAAUAGAAAAAAAAAUAGUGGUGGCCGAUUCCCAAUCUCUACCAGCAAAAUCAGUCCCUUCAAAGGAGAAAGAAACAGCCAAGCCACUGCCUCCUGCAAAGAAAAGGAAGAUAUCUUCCAUUCAGUAUGAAGUUGUGCCAGAGCCUAUAAAGCCAGUAAUGCCAGAUGAGGAGAAGCAUAAACUAGGCCGACAGCUGGAAAGUAUAAUGGGAGACAUGCCCGAAAAUAUCAUUGAUUUCUUGAGGGAGAAUAGUUCGAAUGGGCAAGAAUGUGGGGAAGAGGAGAUUGAGAUUGAUAUUGAUGACCUCAGCAAUGACACUCUGUUCACUCUGAGGAAGCUAGUAGAUGAGUAUUUGCAAGAAAAGCAGAAGAGUCAAGCUAGGGACGAGCAAUGUGAAAUAGAGAUAUUGAAUGAGUCAGGCUUCAGCAACUCAUCUAUGCAACCAAGUAAAGUGAAUGGUGAUGAAGAUGUGGAUAUUGGAGGAAAUGAACCUCCUGUAUCAAGCUAUCCACAGGUCGAGAAAGAAAAUACAAGCCAGAGAGUAAAUAUCGGUACCAGUGAAGAUGGAUCCAGUGAUUCUGACUUGAGCAAUUCUUCGGAUAGUGAAUCUGAUCAUGGUAAAGCUUCAACUCCCAAAAAUGCACAAAAAAAAACUGUAGAUUCCGACAUUCAAAUGGAUGAAAAGCGAAGUCCCGGCAGCCCCCCUGAUGUAAAUCAACCUAUUAGCGGGUUGGACCAACUUGGCCAAGCCUCCCAGCAGAAACCAAGUUCUCUUGAAUCUGUUAAUAGUCAAGAUGGGGAAAGUGUUCCCAAUGAGAGACAGGUGUCUCCAGGGAAGCUACACCGAGCAGCUCUGUUGAGCAGAUUUGCUGAUACAAUCUUGAAGGCUCGAGAAAAGACACUUCCUCAGGGUGACAAAGGGGACCCAGAAAAUCUGCGCCGGGAGAGGGAGGAGCUUGAGAUGCAGCGAAGAAAGGAAAAAGCACGUCUCCAAGCAGAAGCCAAAGCCGCAGAAGAUGCGAGAAGGAAAUUAGAAGCUGAAGCUCUUGCUGAGGCUAAACGAAAGAGGGAGCUCGAGAGAGAAGCUGCCCGACAGGCCUUAUUGCAGAUGGAAAAGACAGUAGAGAUAAACGAGAAUUCUCGGUUUCUUGAGGACUUGGAAAUGCUCAGCACCAUCCCAGGUGAGCAACUACCCAGUUCAGCGGAUGAAACAAGUCCAGAUAAUAACUCACUGGACAGAUUGGGUAGCUUCAAGUUCGGGGGCUGUAACCCAUUGGAGCAGCUUGGCCUGUUCAUGAAAGCUGAUGACGAGGAAGAGGAACCCGAGCCUCCGGCAUUCUCGAAUCCGGGGAACGAUGUCGAGGAAGGAGAAAUCGAUUAAGCAAUCGCCAUGGAAGCUGUCUCCUAUUUCUGCUACCUGUGGUAUAUAAUAGAAUCUGGACUCUGCUGGGCGAGGACAGCAUCUCGGUUUCAUCAAAAUACCCUUAAAAAAAGCCAAAAAAAAAAAAAAUGAGAGAA
Punica granatum (pomegranate) is the source of this 2660-nucleotide messenger RNA. NCBI's taxonomy places the organism in Eukaryota, Viridiplantae, Streptophyta, Magnoliopsida, Myrtales, Lythraceae. The record is from RefSeq and is a predicted model, not a curated record.